UGGCUGAACGGCGGAAACUCGGGAUUAAGAAGAUUCCGCUUAGAUUACAUAGAUUAUUCCGUGGAUUUUACUAUUGUAUUAAACGGAAUAAGCUUCUCAAACUGGGAUCCAAAACGACGAGCACAAGUUUUCUUAACGGAAUACAUAUUGGGUGUUGCACAAUUAGAUUGUUCAAGCGGAUUUGAUAUUGAGAGAAGUGACGGAAAACUUGCGACAAUUAUGCAAGAUGGAAAGUAUCUAGAGUUUGUUGUCUGGCACGAACGAUUCCCAAAGAUUAUCAACUGA
Messenger RNA from Caenorhabditis elegans, 285 nucleotides. The record is from the annotation of a RefSeq genome assembly. Lineage: Eukaryota; Metazoa; Nematoda; Chromadorea; Rhabditida; Rhabditidae.